GGAGAGAUGGAGAGAGAGAGAGAGGAGGGGGAGGGAGCUGAGAAGGCAGAAGCAACAGCUUGAGAAACCUGGGGAAACAGUGGAAAGUCGGUGUCGCUAUUAAAGGAGAAGGAAGUGGGACAGGCAAGGAAACGUACAAGUAUUAUAACAAACAUGCCUUAAAGAAGCGAGAGACGAGCGGGGGAAUUAAUUUUGGGUAAGAAAAGAUCAGAAUGAGAAGAAAGUGGGAUGAUGGAUUAGUCAUUGGAUUAAGUUGAAGCAAAAGCAGCGGAGAGGUAAGAGGAGACCCCGGGCCUGUCAGAGAGAAAGGGAGAGAGAGUGACUGUGUCCAAAACCGGGUGCAGUAGUCAGGACAGACACAGACACGGUAAAAAAAAAAUAAGAGAGGAAGUCGUUGGCAGUGGCAGCAUCUGCAUCUGAAUGAGAGUUUACGAGAGAUGCGUAUCAGAGGAUAUGGGUGAGAGGGAACUCACGUUAUGAAGACUUUAAUGCUUUGGCUGCUUCCUGCGAUUUUACUGUGCUCUUUCUUCAGUGUGGCCUUCUGGUUAUUUCUCUCCAACAAUAAUGUAGUGCCUCAUCCUUCACCUAAGAUUGGCCAAAAAGGCUCAGAUACAUCAAAAUCUUGCAAGGGAUGCAAAGACAAUCUAUUAAUUGCCAAAGCAUUGGGGAACUACUCAAGUGAAUGGAAGGCAGUGGAGGGAAACAUUAAAAAGUUCAGCACUUCUAUUCUCACGCCAGCAUGGAUUAUUUACAAGUCAAUACUAAGCAGCAAGUGUCAUGGUGUGUCUAAGGCUGUGGUCACGCAGAGUAACACACCAGUGGGUUCAAAUGUUAUUUAUGAUGGAGAAAGGAGAAAGCCACUGCAGGUGACACCUGCUCUGUUCAACAUCUUUGCUAAGCAGCCCUUUGGAAAUGCCACAUUUGAAUCGUGUGCUGUGGUGGGGAACGGAGGAAUUUUGUCCAAUAGCAGCUGUGGAGAGAAAAUAAAUUCAGCCCAGUUCGUCAUCAGAUGUAAUCUUCCACCACUAGGGAACGGAUAUGAGCAAGAUGUGGGAAACAAAACAAACUUGGUGACUGCAAACCCCAGCAUCCUCCAUGAGAAGUACAGCGGACUGAUGGAUCGACGUCGUCCGUUUGUGGAAAGCCUCCGUCCCUACGGACAAGCCUUACUGCUGCUGCCUGCAUUCUCCUACGGCCACAACACACCCGUAUCCCUGCGUGCCUUUUACACACUGGAGGACUUUGGCAGAGAAGGUCCGCUGCCCAUUUUCCUGAACCCGGACUACAUGAGGAGACUGUCGAAAUUCUGGCGCGAACGAGGGCUCAACUCGGUUCGCCCCAGCACAGGACUCAUCAUGGCUAGCUUGGCGCUAGAGAUGUGCACUAACGUCCAUUUGUACGGCUUCUGGCCUUUUAAUAAACAUCCGGACAACAGUCGUCCGAUCACCAACCAUUACUACGAUAAUCGGGAGAGCAAAAAGAACGUGCAUUCCAUGCCGGCUGAGUUCGAGCAUUUAUUAAAACUCCACAAGGAUGGUGUGCUGCAUAUACACCUGGGCGAGUGUCAACCCAACCACAGGUAAAAAACAAGCCUGAUGUACAUCCGUGUAUGUACAUCCCCACAGAAUACCUCUUCAUCUGAUCAAGAACUGAAGCUGAGAGAUUUAAGGCCUUACUGAACAUGAAGCAGCGUUGAAUGUAAAUCUGUAUCAUUUGUAUGGCUGACUUAGCAGCUAUGAACAUUCAUUGCCUUAAUUUUAGUUUUUCUUUUAAAAUAUUUUGCACAGUAAAUGAUCGGUUAAAAUGAAUGUGACGAUGUUAGCCUCUGAACUGUGAAGGAAUUUAAUUAGGAAAAUGCCUUAGAGGAGCAUCCUCCCUAAACACCCUAUGCACUCCUUCACGCGUUUAUGCCUUAGUCAGCUUUGGACAUGCUCACUAUUGGUGAUCCUACAGCUGUUGCCACUUAUUCAUGUCAAAUGCUGGAUGCUUAAAAUGAGAAGAAAUCUGAUUUCAGAUGUGCACUAUUAUUUAUAAUAGCAUGAGCACUGAAUUCAAACUCCGACAUACACUCGAAAACUUCCCUAAGCACUUUUUGAAGUGCCUUCAACUUUAUGAAGUAGACGUAUGGUGUGUGUAAAGUCUACUCAUUGGUAUCCUUCAGGAAGAUCCAUAGACCACAAUGCAACCCCAUUGCAAUGUGCAUGAACUUUCUAUACUGUAUUUUACACUGUGUUACGUUCCCAUGAAACGUAUAUUUUUGUGUUAUUCUUGUUUAUUGGUUUUGUAGUUGUUUUGUGCAUAGAGUUGUACUUUUUGUUACUUGCCUGUCCUUUUCUCCAGUGACUCCCAUUAGGAGGGAGAAAAGUAAGAGCAAGAGAGAAUGCGUUCUCCUACGGCCUGAUUGCGCACACCACCUGAUUGCUCACAUCACCUGCAGCUCAUCACAACACUACAAGCUGCCUAUAAAAGACUGUGUUCGAGUCCAGAGGAGAGAGUGAGCUUGUUGGAGACCUGUGUUGCUGCUUAUUGUUAAACUGUUGGCAUUGAAUAUAAUUUUGGGUGUUAAGCAACUAAAGUUGUAAGAGUUGCAGAAAGGCUAGUUGAAGCCUAAAUUGAAACCCUAUUUUGUUGCUGAACUUUCUCUUUGUGUUCCUGGAAGCCUGUAGGGAGGUGGGUGCCCACUUUUUACUUUUUGUAUCAUAUUUUCUCCUGUUUUUUCAAUAGGUAGGGAGGAAGGGUAUUUUUGAUGUCUUUUAUUUUGACCUUUUUGUCUGGCAGUUUAAAUAGAUUUAAUACCCCUAGGUAGAGGGCUUUAUGUUUGUUAUUUUGGGCACAUACCACUCCUGAUGCUUUUUGUUUUGCUUCCGCUGUUUCUGUUACCCCUUUUUGACUUGAAAAGAGCAGAGUUUAAACUCUAAAUAAAAUGCUCAUUUUCUUUUCCAACUGGUUGUUCGUCUUAAUUAUUUUAUUUUAACUCUUUAGUUUACUCAUUCAACUGUUACAUUAAACAUCCCUUAGACUUAAAGCCUAACGUUAAGGAAGAACGUAACAGU
Messenger RNA from Paramisgurnus dabryanus, 3053 nucleotides. The record is from RefSeq and is a predicted model, not a curated record. Lineage: Eukaryota; Metazoa; Chordata; Actinopteri; Cypriniformes; Cobitidae.